ACGCAGAGCCACCGCCCCACGACUCCCCUUUUGCGUUGCCUGCACCUCACCCCUGCUCUCCCUGUGCUGAGCGCCGGCAUGCCUGCCCUGCAUGCUCCCGCUGCCCCCUGUGCCGGACAACGCCGAUAUGGACAAGAUGGAGCGUCGGAUGGGCAAGUUCAUGCGCAAGUUCGUGCUGCAGGACAGCAGCUCCGACCGCCGCAUGCCUCCUGUUGCCUGUCUCGCGCAGCGCCGCCAUGCUCGGGAACUAGCUAGCGCCGCCGCCCAGGAACAGAAGCCGCCGUCGACCUUUGCCCCUCCGAUUCGUCGCGUUCGACGCCCGCCGGUCCAAUCGGAGGUCGCCACGAGCUUCCCCACGGCAAGCUGCACCUGCUCCACCUCUCUUCGACGUCGUCCAGCCGCCGGACCAUCGCCGCCCUCGGACUGUAGCUCCGGCCAUCCUCCGCCCGCUUUGGCCGCCCUGCAAGCUUCCCCACGACACGGUGAGCCUCCCCGGCACCUCCUUCUGGUUUGGGCGAGGCCGAAUCGGCCCGGCCGCGUUGCCCCGCCCCAAGCCGCCGCUCUGCUCGCCGCCGGCGAAGCUCCGGUGACCCUCGGGUCCCGAGCCACGGCUCAGCUUGCAGCGCGCGCUAGCGCCCACGUACGCGCAGCUAGCUAGGCGCGAGCACGCCUCCAGUGCGCGGAUCGACCGGCGCGCGCGGCGGCUCUGUUUGAUUUGGGUAUGGUGACGUCUUGAUGACGUCGUGAUGACAUCAGCAUCGCCUUUCCCUUAGAAAAACAAAUCCAGGAAUACGUGUUUUAUACAUAGAAUAUACCCUACCUUGUGGACCUCACUUGUCAAUGAAACAGACACUUUUCCAAAUGAUUUUCCAGUAAGAAAAUAAAUGGAGAAAAUAGGAGAAAUCUAGGGUUCAUCAGAAUAGUAACUUUUCAUCUUUUAAUCCUAAAUUUAAUCUUCAAACAUGUAUAUCCUCUUCAUUUUAACUCCAAAUAAAGUGAUUCUUUUUCCUAAAAUUUUCUAAAAUCAUGCUCUAUCAUUUGGUGGCUUUGUUUUGGUUCUUACUCGUGGUUCUUGCUGGGUUUCGUGCAUGUGCCUUUCGUCGUUCGUUUCGCGUAGACGACGCGACGUUCGUAACUGCGCCAGACGUUGAGCGAGAUGCUGAGCUAAUACUUGAGAGUAUGAACGAUCAGCAGCAAGGCAAGCACCCUUGAUCAUUUUUGCUCCUAUAUGAAUUCCUAAGCCUACAAAUAUAUGCAUGCGAUGAUGAUUUUUAUGAGUCCAAAUGUUAUUUUAUGUCGGGUAGACACGUCCUACUUCAAUGCAUUUAUCUUCCUUGUUAUUUUGUACCCCUUUUAUACCUUGUUACCCUAAGGUUAUGGCUUAUUCGCGUAGUUCAGAGUCACAUGCAUAGUUGGCUUAGUUUUUGCGCAAUAGUCAAGUAGUAUCACAUGGGUUGGUUUCUUUUAAAGAAAAUAUACAUUUAUAUGGCUGUUUUUUUAAAAGAAUAAAAACUCUAUGGUAGACGCUGGUGAAUAUAUGGUCUAGUGGAUAUGAUGGUAUGAGGAUGAAGGAAAAGAAUAUGGGUGGCAAAAUGGAUGGAAAAAAAUGGAUGAUGGAUAUGGCUUGGUUCUGGAUGCGUUUCCGGCGCAUUUUAGGGAUUUAUCAGCCGUGUCAAAUUAAGGACCGGUAAUUGGCACUAUUCUAGCCAAGUAUUACAGUGCAACCAUACGGCUAAAUGGGCACAGGCCUUAGCUUAUUAAGUCGGUUGGCCCCGAGAGGAUGCUACCGCCCGAGUGCUUGAGGAGUUCGUCGAUGUCGGGGUAGCUAACCCGGGCAGAUGUACGGAGCCAAGAAACUCCUACAGUCUGUCGAGUAGUAUAUCUUGGGUCCAGUUGAUGUAAUGGCUUUGUCAUGUUAGCUUGCCGACACAUCUAAGGAAUUGUGUAAAUGCGCAUUGGCUCCGCGCUGGCAUCAAAGCGAAACAUGUCGUAUGGGUAAAGUGUACAACCUCUGCAGAGUGUAAAACUAUUCGAAUAGUCGUGCUCACGGUUAUGAGCGCUUGAGCUAGUCGCCGAUUUUAGAGCUUUUGGUUUGAAAAUUUGGAAUGGGAACUGUUUGGAAACACUUGCACCAGUUCAAAGGUGGUGGACCGAUAUAGACGGUCAAAGGACCGCGAAAUGGGAAAUAGGGAGUCAUGAUUGGUGAUGUCGGUCUAUUUUGUAUAAAACAAAAUAUUUUCAAAAUUAUGCAUAUGAAGAUACACUCAAAUAAAAUGCAGCCUAGUGCUAGUGAACCAGUCAGCCUUCCUUGAUUAACCAUGCAUGUAUUAUAGGAUUUUUUAUAUACACCUGAAGUCUUGCGAGUACAAAAUUGUACUCCCCCUUGUUGCUAAAAUUUUAAAAUCCAGAGUUCGAAGAAGAGCCACCCCAGUUCAGUUCUUUGCCGAGGGAUGCGGGUUUUCGACGUUGGUUCUUUCUAGGACUAACUCCCAGUCAGUUGCCUGUGGGAAUGGUGAGGCACACUACUGUAGGAUGGAAGUCCUAUAUUUCUGUUUGCUUCUGCUGCAAAAUAUAUAUAUUAGCUCUGAUUAAAUACUAAUGUUACUAACAAGUUUUGUGUGCAGUUGUGAUACCAGUGCUGUUGUGCGUACUUGCGGACUGAUCAUGGGACAAGUACAGUAAAGCACAACGGGAGCCUGGGUAUUUGUACGCCCAGGGGCCCAUACCCAGAUCUUUCUAGGGGCCUGCACGCAAGAACUCAGGGACCCAGUUGUAAACUAAAACUUUGUUUCUCAAACUCAAAUCAGUGAACUUGCAAAAAUCAUAUAAAAUCACAGAAAAACCACAAAAAUGCGAAAUCAAAUGUUUUGGAACCCUUGGAACAAAGCCUACAACUUUCUUACAUGCACUUAUUCCACUUCAAUUUUUCUCUAGGUUAAAGAUUAGUAAAAAAGUAUUUAAUUGUAUCUCGUGUUCUAGAGCAGUUCAGUAGGUGAUUUUUUGGAACUUAAACUUGACUAUGAAUGUUGAACUCUAUGUAAAAAUUGCAGGGUCAGAUCACACCCCUAGCUAUAGUUGCUAAAUCUUGUUCUAGGCUUAUUUCAAUGUAUGUUUCAAUCUCUAAUGUAUACAAUAAAAUAGCUCACAAGGAUCAACUAUGCACUAGAUCACUAUGAUUUAUGUGUCAAAUGAUGAAUUAAAUACUUUACAGACAGCUAAAUAGAUAACCCUUUGUUUAAAUUGUCACAGCUGUCUGUACUGUUGUACUUGCCCUUAGGCGUUGUCCAAUGGUUAGAGUAAACAACUGGGUCAUAAACAAUAAAAAAAUAGCAUAAGAGACAACUUCUUUAAUGAUCUAAGUCUUAGCACAUAACUCAAAAUAUAGGCAAACUCAUAUACCAGCCCUGUUUGGUUUUCUGGAAUUCUAGGAACUGUGGGUCUUCAAGGAUCCGCAUGAAGGACUAAAUGAAGUCUAUUUGCUAAACCUCUUCAGGGGUGGAUGUAAUUUUUUGCGACGAAUCUAAUGACGAUAAUUAAUUCAUGAUUAGCUACAGUAACCAUUCUCUAAUCAUGCGGUCUAAGGGCUCAUUAAAUUCGUCGGGGUUCCUAGCACAGGAUUCUGAAAUUGGUUUUUUAAACUGUCUUUAUUUAAUAUAGUAAAUAGCGAUCAAAGUGUUACUAUUCUUGAAAUUCAAGAAAACCAAACAAGACCAAUCUUGAAAUACGUGUACGAAACUAUCUCGUGAUCAAAAAAUUAUUAUUUUUUCCUUCAUAGAUAAAAUAUUAUAUUUUAAUCCUAUAAGCUAGCUGACAUAACGGAGGAGACUUUUGAGUAUUCAUGGGGUAUAUAACCUGACUACGAGUAUUUGUCAAUCAAAAUUAAUAAAAUAUGACUUUAUAAAUUGUAAUAUAUAAAUUAUUGUAGCAUGUAGGUCAAUAAACCAUAAAAUCGUGAGGCCUUUCCAUAGAAAAUACUAGUCAUAUUUUCUCUGAACCCAAGCAUUCUGAUCAUUUAUUUAUUCUAGACGCGUAUCAACUUAUCACACCUCAUCUGAAAUUGCUACACGUACGCACGCCACCCUCCACCGACUUCAUCGUCUCAGCGACCUCCCCCACCGGAAACUCGGGGUUCCCCUCACCCGGCCGCCGCCGCUUUCGUCACGGCCACGCCGGCGAUGGACUCGCCGCCGUCCCUGCCUCCGCUGAACUCUCUGCCCCCGGUGAACUGGGAUGCGCUGGAUGCCCUCGUCCUCGACUUCGUCAGAUCCGACCGCCUCGUCGUCCCUCCUCACGCUGACGCCGACGACGCCACCUGCCCCUCGCCGCCGUCUUCCCCUUCCUCCUGCACCACCACCGCCACCUCCUCUGUCCCCUCCUCUUCUUCCUCGUCGUCCUCGUCCUACCGCUCGCGCCUCCUCAUCCUCCGCGCCCGCCGCGCACUCGAGGCGGGCGAUGUGGACGCAGCCCUCGCGCUUCUCCGCGCCCAUGCGCCCACCGCGCUCGCCGACCAUCGCCUCCUAUUCCACCUCCACAAGCAAAGGUUCGUAGAGCUGGGGAGGAGGGGCACGGAGGCGGACAGGAAGGCCGCGCUCGACUGCCUACGCACGGCACUCGCGCCCUGUGCGCUCGAUGCCUACCCGGAAGCUUAUGAGGAGUUCAAGCAUAUAAUGCUUGUUUUGAUAUAUGACAAAGAUGAUCAAUUCUCCCCAGUUGUCAAUGAGUGGUCUAUAAAGAGGAGGUUUGAACUUGCUGGUUUGCUAUCAUCCAUACUAAGAGCCCAUUUACAAGCUUAUGAUCCUAUAUUGUCAAUGACCUUAAGAUACUUAAUAAGCAUUCACAAGGUAUAUUGCAUGCGCCAAGGAAUUUCAUCACCUAUAUCUGAUCUUACUGAGCGACUGCUCUUUGAGGAUCGUGAUCCACCUGUGGUUCCUCAGGAAUGCUCACUAGAAGCACCGCCAUUUGAUGAGGUUGAUGUUCAAGCCCUAGCGCAUGCUGUGGAGUUGACAAGACAAGGUGCUGUUGAUAGCUUGAAGUUUGCAAAAGGAGAUUUAUAUCAAGCAUUUCAGAAUGAAUUGUGCCGAAUGAAGUUGGACCUGACACUUCUGGAUAAACUUGUACACGAGUAUUGUAUAUACAGGGGCAUAGUUGAAGGUGGUUCCCGUAUUCUUCCUGGAACUUCUGAAUUGAAAUGUAGUCAAAACAAUAAUUCCAAUAACGAAACAGUGUCUGAAUGUGAAAUGGCUAAUAAUCAGAAUGGAGAUUGUAGCACCAGUGAUAUAUCCCGGGAUGAUUCUUGGUCCAGAAGGUUACGUAGGGUUAGAAGUAGUACAUCUGGGCAGCGAAGACGAAAGAGAUGGAGAGGACGGGUAGAUGAUCUAGAUUAUGCUUGUGAAGCCUUGUUGGAUGCAAAUAAGCAUGAUAGCUCGUCUCCUGCCCUUGACAUGGAUGAAGAUAAUGUGGUUGACCAACAGGACUUGGUGGCAAAUUCUAAUAGGCCUGAUACUAGAAACAUGGAUGACCAGAAAUACGAAGUUGUCCUGGAGAUGCAGGAUCUCACACGAAAAGGGAUGGCUUCCAAUGUUGUUGAGGAAAUAAGCACUAUAGAUCCCGAGUUCUUUCCACAAAACCCUAUUCUUCUGUUUCAGUUGAAACAAGUUGAAUUUCUUAAGCUAGUGGCUUCUGGUGAUCAUGUUGCUGCUCUCAAGGUAGCAUCCACUCAUCUAGGACCUCUUGCUGCGAAUAACCAAGCUUUGCUGAAGCCCUUGAAGGAGACUCUGGUAACAUUGAUUAAACCCAACGAAGAUGUACUAAAUGCAGUAUCUUUGCCGGUUCUUGCAAGUUCUCUCCAGGUUGCAAUGGGCAAGAGGCUUGGUAUUAAAGAACCUCAGCUAAUGAAGAUAGUCAGAGCAGCAAUCCAUACACACACUGAAUGGUUUAAGCUUCAGAUGUGCAAGGACCAAUUUGAGCACUUUUUGAAGAUUGAUUCUCUGAAAGAGGUUGAUCCACCAGUGAAGAGUUCCAGUAUGUCCAAGGGCCAUACAGAUGAAUGUGGCAAUGGAUCAUCUCAAAUCACAACAUGUUCAAGUGGCAAGGUGCCAGAUGAAGGUAGCAGCCCUCAGGUCUCAUCAGAGCCUGCUUGCGAUGAAAAUGCUAUACUGAAGGUUAUGGAAUUUCUUGCCUUGCCGAGGGCUGACGCCAUCCAACUCCUUAUGCAGUACAAUGGAAAUGCAGAGACAGUCAUCCAACAGAUCUUUCAAUAGCGCUUACUGUGAAAAAUGCCACAUACCGACAUACGUGUUGCUUGUUUCAAAACAACAUUCUUUGUGAAUACUUAUCUUAUCUUGUACAGGAGGUUCUUAUAGAACUAGGCUACGUUCCCUUUUCCUGUAUAUUUGCUCAUCACUUUAUCCGUGUAACACCAAAGAAUAACACAAAGGAACUCAAAUAACAGUUUUCAAGAAAAUCACCAAGGAAUAAUGGGAAUGUUUAUGAAUUUUUUGAA
This is a messenger RNA of Panicum virgatum (switchgrass), 6502 nucleotides long. RefSeq lists its product as uncharacterized. Bases 4176 to 6260 code for a protein of 694 amino acids. Gene Ontology annotation, cellular component: cytoplasm; nucleus. Lineage: Eukaryota; Viridiplantae; Streptophyta; Magnoliopsida; Poales; Poaceae. The record is from RefSeq and is a predicted model, not a curated record. The transcript is spliced from 12 exons. Gene Ontology annotation, biological process: proteasome-mediated ubiquitin-dependent protein catabolic process.